Molecule: messenger RNA, 4611 nt
Organism: Kazachstania africana CBS 2517
Lineage: Eukaryota; Fungi; Ascomycota; Saccharomycetes; Saccharomycetales; Saccharomycetaceae
Gene: BPT1
Product: ATP-binding cassette bilirubin transporter BPT1
Exons: 1
Coding region: 1-4611 (1536 amino acids)
Biological process (GO): transmembrane transport
Cellular component (GO): membrane
Molecular function (GO): ATP hydrolysis activity; ABC-type transporter activity; bilirubin transmembrane transporter activity
Source: RefSeq, a predicted model, not a curated record
AUGAACUCUAUAUCAUGCCCAUAUGGGUAUAGGCCCUAUCCAGGGCCUUCGAUCAAUGCUUUGAAUCCAUGUUUCUUAGCACUAUGUUCGAGUGUACAAUCAGUCUUUUUUAUUAUGGUUGGUUUUAUUCAGUUAGUCAAACUAUUUAGAACUAGAAAAUGUCCUCCUGACGUGCAUUUUGGGAUGUUCAAAUUUAGAAAACUCUCCCGUCGGCAUAUAUUGCAUUUAUCAUCUAUCUGUUUCCAGAUCACGUUAGUUUUGCUUCAACUCUUCGAAGUGCUUUAUUCUGAGUCCUAUCCACCUAUUAUAGUAUGGGCCUUGAGUUUGAAGUUCUUAUUUACGCUCUGUGUUUCACUUCCUACACAGUAUCUAGAAUAUUUUAAAAGUAUAUGUUCUAUCGGAAAUCAGUUGUUCUACUAUUUCAUAGAAAUCUUUUUCCUGCUUUUCCAAGUUGUUCAGAGAUCUGCUCACAAUCCAGAUGAUCGUUUCAAUGUCAUUAAGGGUAAUGUUGGUCAAGUGACGGACAUCCUACUCUUACUUAAUACUGCAGGUAUUUUUCUUUAUGAUGUAGCCUUUUAUGAAUCAGCCCCAGAAAUUAGAUGUUAUUAUGAGAAGAACAACUGGUAUCCAGAAGUUCACAUUUUUGCCAACUUAACCUAUACCUGGAUGAAUAAAUUGAUUGUAGAAACAUACAACAAUGGGAAACUAAAAGAUCCAGAAAACCUACCGUUACCACCUAUAGAUCUAGACAUUCGCUCAAUCAGCGAUAAUUUCCAGUCCAAAUGGGAGAAUGAAAAAUGGAAUGGCUCAAGUUCCUUAUUGAAGGCAAUACUAAAAACCUUCGGCUUAACAAUGCUUGGUGCCAUGUUUUUCGAGACAAUUAAAGAUUUAUUAUCUAUCGUUGAAGCCCAGCUUCUAAGGCUUUUUAUUAUGUGUUUCAAUACUGAUGCCAGUCUAUAUUACCCUGUAUUGCAUGGUGUCUUCAUAGCUGUAGCGCUUUUCUUAACUAGUGUCGUCUCAACAAUGUUGAAUAACCGUUUCUACAUCAUUAUUUUCCAGGCUGGUUUGGGUAUAAGAGGGUCGUUGAUGACAUUGGUCUACAAAAAGGCCCUGAACCUUUCUUUAGCAGCAAGGCAAGACUUUUCUACAGGUGAUAUUAUCAACUUCAGCUCCGUUGAUGUCCUGAGGAUUCAAAGAUUCUUUGAAAAUUCUCAAACAAUUAUUGGAGCUCCAAUCCAAAUUGUCGUAGUUCUGUUUUCUCUUUACUUUUUGUUAGGUAAUGCCAUAAUUGCUGGACUUGUUAUGAUGGUCAUCAUGUUGCCAGUCAAUUCUUACCUAUCUAAAAAGGUCAAGACUUUGACAAAAACUCAAAUGAAAUACAAGGAUGCAAGAAUAAAAACUAUAACAGAAAUUUUAAAUUCCAUGAAGUCUAUAAAAUUGUAUGCAUGGGAAAAGCCAAUGAUGCAAAAGUUGGAUCAUGUUCGUAACGACUUAGAAAUAGGGAACCUCAAAAAGAUUGGUAUUGCAAGUAAUCUGAUUUAUUUUGCAUGGAAUUGUGUCCCACUACUUGUAACAUGUUCCACAUUUGGUAUAUUCACCCUCAUUAGUGACGAGCCUUUGACCCCAGAAUUGGUAUUUCCAGCCCUAUCUUUAUUUAAUAUUUUAAAUGAGGCCAUCUAUGCCAUACCAUCUACGAUUAACACCAUGAUUGAAGUAACGGUUUCAUUGAAUAGAUUAAAGAAAUUUUUACUGAGUGAAGAACUUGACCGCUCUUUCAUCGAGCAAACUGGGAAGCCAGCGAAUGAAUAUAUUCCUGCUGUUGAGAUAGAAAAUGCCACUUUCUUGUGGAAAUCACAGGCACAACUAAUCAAUUCAGAAAAUGAUGACAGUGAAGCCAAUAUUGAAACCACACAAGUAGCAUUAAAGAAUAUUGAUCACUUCACUGCUUCGCCAAAAUCGUUAACUUGCGUUAUUGGUAAAGUUGGUUCCGGUAAAACUACACUAUUGAAGGCUAUUUUGGGCCAGCUUCCAUGUAUCAGCGGUUCUAAGGAAAGCAUUUCCCCAAAAUUAUCUAUCAGAGGUGAAUCAAUUGCCUAUUGUCCUCAAGAGGCAUGGAUUAUGAAUGAUACUAUUAAAGAAAAUAUUUUGUUUGGUCAUAAGUUUGAUGAAACUUAUUACACUCUUACUGUUGCUGCUUGUGAGCUACUGGCUGAUUUUGAUAUUCUGCCAGACGGUGAUCAGACUUUAGUUGGUGAGAAGGGUAUUUCGUUAUCUGGUGGUCAGAAAGCACGUGUUUCGUUGGCAAGGGCUGUAUAUUCUCGGGCUGAUAUUUAUUUAUUGGAUGACAUUCUUUCUGCAGUCGAUGCCGGUGUCAGUAAAAAAAUUGUUGAAAACGUUUUAGAUAGUAAUAGUGGUCUGCUCAGAAAUAAGACAGUCAUUCUGUCUACAAACACAGUGUCUGUCUUAAAACACUCCCAACUAAUAUAUGCUUUGGAAAACGGUAUUAUUGUGGAACGUGGCAACUACAACGAUAUAAUUGAGUCCGCAAAUAGUGAUGAUGAGUCAAAAAUCAGUGCUCUAUUGAAGCAAUUCGAUGUCAGUCUGGCUAAGCGUGAAAGUUCUAAUUUAUCUCUAACUUCAAAAUCCCAAACGGCUAUCCCUCAAGACAGUACUACAAAGUCAGAUUUAAUCGAAGAUGUGGACAAUGAGAUGAGCUCUCUUGAAGACGUUAGUUCAAGAAGAGCAUCGCUAGCAACAUUAAGACAACGUCCAUUGAUUAGGAAGAACAAUCCAGAGAGAAAAACUAAGCUUGAGGCUGAAAAGACUGCUGUAGGAAGCGUUAAAAUGUCCGUUUACAUUACAUAUGCGAAAGCAUGUGGUAUAACCGGGGUAUUUUUGUUCUUCAUUUUUCUAAUAUUAUCCAGAAUAUUUGAUCUUUGUGAAACUUUUUGGUUGAAGCAUUGGUCUGAGGUUAACAAAAAUAGAGGUUCUAAUGAAGAUGUUUGGAAAUUCGUUGCAGUCUAUGCCUUGAUUGGUCUUGGUUCCGCUGCAUUCAACAUUUUUAGAACCAUUAUUAUGCUACUUUAUUGCUCUAUUAGGGGUUCCAAGACUCUUCAUGAUAGCAUGGCUAAGGCAAUUAUACGUAGUCCUGUGCAAUUUUUUGAGACCACUCCAAUUGGUCGUGUAAUCAAUCGAUUUUCGUCUGAUAUAGAUUCUGUUGAUGUGAACCUACAGAAUGUUUUUUCAAUUUUUUUCAGAUCGAUAUUAGACUAUAUCCUUACUGUGAUAUUGGUGAGCGUUGCAAUGCCUUGGUUUCUAUUAUUUAAUGCAUUGAUAAUGAUAAUCUAUUUCUACUAUGAGAAGCUUUAUAUUGUGCAAUCUAGAGAAUUAAAGAGAUUGACAAGUAUUGCUUACUCGCCAAUUAUUUCUUUGAUGAGUGAAACUUUAGGAGGACAAAUGGUGAUUUCCGCCUAUAAUCAUUCUAAGAUGUUCAAAUUUAUGAACAUUGAAAGGGUCCAAUAUAACUUGAAUGUUUUAUUUACAUUCAGAUCUACCAACAGAUGGCUUUCUAUUCGUCUCCAGUCUAUCGGUGCAUUUAUCAUUUUAUGUACUGGAUUGUUGGCACUUACAACUCUGCGUACAUCGAGUCCAAUUGGUUCUGGUUUGAUUGGUCUAUUGAUGAGUUAUGUUUUGCAGGUCACCUCGGCUUUGACAUGGAUUGUUAGAUCGACCGUUCAAAUUGAAACUAAUAUUGUGUCAGUUGAGAGAAUUUUAGAAUACUGUCACUUGCCUCCUGAGGCAGAAGAUAUAAUUGAUUCUAAUAGGGUUGAAAGGGAUUGGCCUCAAAGAGGUUCCAUCGAGUUCAAGAACUACACCACUACAUACAGAGCUAACUUAAGCCCGGUUCUAAAGAAUAUCUCAGUAACAAUAAACCCCUCCGAAAAGGUUGGUAUAGUUGGUAGGACGGGUGCUGGUAAAUCUACUUUAUCUUUAGCAUUAUUCAGAAUUCUGGAAGCCGCUGAAGGGACGAUUUUUAUCGAUGGUGUUGAUAUUUCGCGUAUUGGUCUUACAGAUUUGAGAGGAAACAUGGCAAUUAUACCGCAAGAUGCGCAAGCUUUCGAGGGCACCGUGAGGUCGAAUUUGGACCCAUUCCAGAAGCACACUGAUGUUGAACUGUGGAACGUUAUAGAAUUAUCUCACCUAAAGCCCCAUGUUCUAAGAAUGGCUGAAGAUGAUAAUUUGAGUGGAAACUUGAGUGGUUUGGACGCUAAGAUCAAUGAAAAUGGUUCCAACCUAUCUGUGGGCCAAAGACAGCUAUUGUGUCUAGCAAGAGCCUUGCUGAAUCAAUCAAAAGUUCUGGUUUUAGAUGAAGCCACUGCUGCUGUCGAUGUUGAAACCGAUAAAAUUAUUCAAGAGACAAUUAGAACACAAUUCAAGGAUAGAACUAUUUUAACCAUCGCUCAUAGGCUAGAUACAAUUAUGGAUAAUGAUAAAAUCCUCGUUUUGGAUGCAGGUGGGGUUAAAGAAUUUGAUUCACCCAAAAAUUUACUUUCAGAUGAAAGCACACUUUUCUAUCAGUUAUGUGACAAAGGUAACUAUCUAAAGAAGUAA